Rhincodon typus (whale shark) is the source of this 2619-nucleotide messenger RNA. Its product is annotated as doublecortin domain-containing protein 2. Gene Ontology annotation, biological process: intracellular signal transduction. Gene Ontology annotation, cellular component: microtubule organizing center; microtubule. NCBI's taxonomy places the organism in Eukaryota, Metazoa, Chordata, Chondrichthyes, Orectolobiformes, Rhincodontidae. The transcript is spliced from 14 exons. The record is from RefSeq and is a predicted model, not a curated record. Bases 176 to 1831 code for a protein of 551 amino acids.
UUUCUUCACUGACAGUGUCAGUGCAGAUCAUGUCUCAGUGAUUUCACACCUUCUGCUAGCGGUGAAUGGACGCCUUUUCUCUGUAAAACGUGACUGCACGUUUUUGUUUUUAAAAAGAACUCUCUGUUGUGUCUGAGAUUAAGCGAUACAGUCGCGGCCUUGAGCUUGUCAAGGCAUGGCCACUUCAUCAAGAGGAGCUCCUCUUCAGCUACCGGCAGCUAAGAGUGUGAUAGUUUACCGAAAUGGGGAUCCGUUCUUCACUGGCAGAAGGUUUCUCAUCAACAAACAAGUCUCCACCUUUGACACUUUCCUUAACCAGGUCACCAAGGGUAUUAAUGCACCCUUUGGGGCUGUCAGAAACAUCUACACCCCUAAGGAGGGACACAGAGUCUUUGAUCUGGAUGAUCUGGAGAAUGGAGGCAGCUAUGUAGCGGCAGGAGUGGAAAAGUUUAAAACGCUGGAUUACUUGCAAAUUACAACAAAGAAGCCACAAAAAAAGACAAACGAAAUGAUUCGUCCAGUUGUUCACAGCCGAAUUCUUGUUUCUGCACGAUGGAGAAAAUACAACUAUGAACCAUGUACCAUCAACAUUUUUACCAAUGGCGAUCUGCUCAUUCCCCCUGUGAGAUUGCUUCUACCAAAAUAUACUGUCCAAGACUGGAAUCGUGUCCUUGCCUUGAUCACAGAGAAAGUUCACUUACGCACUGGAGCUGUUCAAAGACUCUGCACAUUAGAUGGAAGAGCAUUGCUAGGCGCAGCUGAAUUAGAUAACAACAAAUAUUAUGUGGCCGUGGGAUCAGAGAAAUUCAAGAAACUGCCUUAUUAUCAAGCCUUGUCAAAGAAAAUUACAGGUCGAGAGACUCAAGGAUUUCACUCUGAUCUGCUUCCUCCAAUCAGAAGAGGCCGAAAGGGCAGGGGAAGGUUUGAACUACAGCAGAUUUCUCAUGGUGGAUCAAGUGAUUCUGGAUUGUUGGCCUCUCCCCAACAGUCUGAAGGUGAUAGCUCCCAUUCUACAACAGAUGGACAAGUGGGACCUCCCCAGACAGUGCAAGGGCAACCAAAAGACCUGGAAGCAAAGCCUUCCAGGGAGAAAAACUCUAUUUUUCGUGCAAAACCCAUGAAGGUCAAACACCACAAACAUUCAACUGAUCCUUUGGCAGAUUAUGAAGACAAUGGUGUAUUUAAAGCUCAAGACACUCGCAAAGAAACCCAAGGUGCUGCUGAGGUGAGAGAAGAUGCAGAUAUGAGGGUGGAUCUACCUAUUGAUCAGAUACCUGCUGAAAUUGUGCAUGAGGAAGAAAUACCAUCUUACGAUGAUACGGCAUUUACAACCAACCACAAAGAAGAUAUCUGUUAUGAAGUGGAUGAUUAUGAGAAUAGAAGAGAGCAGUGGAAUGACCCUAAUGGAUGGACGGGAGAUGAGGAUGGCCUAGUUGAAAAUGUGCAAGAAUACAAUAAAACUAAAGAGGAUAGCCUGUCCAAUAAUAUUGAUCAUAAUACUACAAUACUUGGAAAUUCAAAUACACUACCUUCAGGAACAGAUGAACUUCAUAGCGAACAGGAGGAUUCAAAGAAAGAAGGCUCUCGUCCAAUCCACGAUGGCAACAUGACAGGUGUGACUUCAGAACAAAGGAGCUUACAAUCUGCUCAGAAAGUUCCGGUGUCACAUGAAUCAGAAACAUGUCAGGAGCUGGCAGAGAAACAACAGCAUAUUGAUGAAGUCUCAGAGUUAGAAAAGGCACCAAGGGGACAGGAGAAAUUCAGAAAACUGUUUGGAUUUCAUUUCAGGAAGUCAGCAAAAUCCAUGGAUGGUUACAAAGAUAACAAGUGAGGAUAGUAUCCCCUGUUCCACACCCUAGAUGAAGCACGUGGGUUAAACAUUCUGUAAUGAAGUCUUUGAAUGAAAAGCGAAAUGACAUCUUGAAGAGACAUUUCCAGCACUGGUGGGCAACUGUCCUAUAAAGCCAUCAAUACGCAUUUAUAUGAAGUUGCAGCUUUCAGAUGCUCAUUAAUAUGAUUAUUUUAAAUGUAUUAAUGUUUUGAAACAACAAAUCAAGCAGUUUGUACACUCCAGAUGCAUCUUGACUAAUAUAUUUGUUCGUAACAUUUCAUUACUGUAUAACAGAUGAUAUAAUUUUCACUCUGUAUCGUGGUGAUUAGUUCUUUUUUGUAAUUUUCUGAUUAAUUAAAUCCGUUUUUGCCUAAUCAGCAGGCUAACUGUUAAAUAUAAUUGAAUUUGCAAAAAAAUUACAGUCUCAGGAGAUGAAUUAAAUUGAUUACAUUGGAAAAGAAUAAAAUAAUAAGUUGCAAGUAUCUAAUCAGUGUAACCUUCUUCUUUGUCACAGUCUAAUGAAAUUUAUAAAUAACAGGAAGGAUUUUGUUACAUACUCCACUAUCUUAAGGAUUGCAAAAAUACUGGUGAAACAAAUUAUCUUAUCAUGAAAUUUUUUUGCUAAGCAAUGUUUAUUAGAGCCUUUAGAUUGGUUUAACUUUUGAAUAACCUUGUUAAAGUUAAAGAAGAAUUUAAGUCUCAUAGAUCUUUCUACAGUGGAUUCACUGUUGAAUUGAAAUGCAAAACUGCGUCCUUCACAACAAAGCAAUAAAUGAAGUUUGGAAAUA